This is a messenger RNA of Schistosoma margrebowiei, 2415 nucleotides long. Lineage: Eukaryota; Metazoa; Platyhelminthes; Trematoda; Strigeidida; Schistosomatidae. The record is from the annotation of a GenBank genome assembly.
CAAUACUCUGCCAAUUGUUCAACGUGUGCGUUACACCUCGAGUAAUUUACUUCUUUUCUUGGAUGUACCAGCCAAAAAACGAGGUUCUUUCUGUAUAACCUCGAAUUUUGUACAUCGAUAGACGCUUGACGACUCACUUUGCUGUAGAAAUGACUUUCGACAUAGUUAUAUGUUUUACCAUCAUGCUCGUGACGGUUCGUGCCAAUAACGUUGUGGUUCACUUUCACUCCUAAUCAAUCAGAACCAAUGUAAUGGACAAAUCAAAAAAUUGUUUGAGAAACCUUUUAUUCACUAAUCCUGUUACAGGAGUACUAAUGGGUAGUGAGGGGAGUUCGAAUCACUGUGAAACUGUUGUUGUAGACUACAGGUACUUUUUUUUAAGUGAACUAACAUUUUCAUCAAUCUCUUUUCCCUUUGUUCUGCCUUUAUGAACAUAAGCUCCCCAAAUAUUGCUAAGCCAUUUCACCUGGGGCAUUUCCGAGCUACUGUAACAGGAAAUUUUGUUAAAAACAUCAAUGAAGCUUUUGGACAUAAAGUAAUUGGAAUAAAUUACAUUGGUGAUUGGGGUACUCAAUUCGAUAUCUUAGCAUCGGGAUUUUCAAAAUAUGGGGAUCAGGCUGAAUUGCGAAGAAAUCCCAUUGAACACUUAUAUAAAGUCUAUGUACAAGCGAAUCGUGAUAUCCAAUCAUCAAAUGAAGAAAAUCCACCAUAUGGAAUUGAUCAUGGAAAUCAAUCGGUUAACUUUAUCAAACCAAUACUCAAUAAUACAACUGAAAUACAAUCUCGUGAUACUGAAUUCUGGCGAUAUAUUCGUGAAGUAACUUGUAAACAGUUGCAAUCAAAUUAUCAGCGUAUGAAUAUUCGAUUUACAAGUUACGAAUAUGAAUCCGAUUAUGUGGAGAAGGCUUAUUCACUUGCUAACAUGUUACUAGCCAAUGGGUUAGCUUACAAAAGUUCUGAUGGUCUGACUUGUAUGUCGACAGCAAACAAUAAUGAUGUGAAUUUUUCGAAUCAAAAUAUUAUCCUGUUGAAAAGUGAUAAGUCAACUUUAUAUUUAACCAGGGAUAUAGCGGCGGCGAUUUCUCGUUACGAAAAAUAUCAUUUCGAUAGGAUACAUUAUGUGGUUGAAAUUGGACAGCGCUUACACUUUCAACAACUCAACUAUGUUCUCCUAAAAAUGGGUUAUAAUUGGCCAGUUUUAUCUAUGGUCGAUGAUGAUGUUGAUAAUAAUAUUGAUAAUGAUCAGUGUAUUCAAAGUGCUCGUAAUCUUUUACAUAUUCCAUUCGGUCGAAUUAUGGGAAUGAGUACUAGAAAAGGUGAAGGUUUAUUUCUAUUGGAUAUUUUAAAUAAUGCUCAACAAUUCAUGCUGAAUCGAAUGAAAUCUUCUCAAAAUACACGAAUAACCCAAAAUGAAUCAGUUAAUCCACCAUUGUUAUCUCAAAAUGAAAUAGCUGAUCAUUUAGGUGUAACAUGUUUGGUAACAACAAUGUUUGCUUAUCCACGUCAAAAACCAAUUAAUUUACAGACAUUCCUUGGUUUACCAGUGACAUCAUCAUCACCAACAAUGAAAAAUAGUCAUUUGUUGAAAUCGUCAGCUGUAAGUGAAUUAUGCGGAUUAACUCUACAAUAUUGUCAUGCAAGACUAUGCAGCCUAGAAUCUCGUUCAAUUUCAUCCGGUCUGUUCCCAUUCAAGGUUAAUAGCAGUGAUCCAACAUCAAUUGUGUUUGAUAUGGAUCACCUUGUUCAUGAAUUCGAUCAAUUUAAAGAAUGGCCUUCAACAACGAUUAAUGAAAAAUCUUUUGUAAAAUUGGCUGAUCAGUUGUGCAGAUUUUCUACUGUGCUUCAUACUGCUUAUUCAAAAUACGAGCCACAUUACGUACUACAAUAUGCAUUACAACUUACCUCUGAUGUAAACUCAGCUUGGAAGCAUUUACCAGUUUUGCAAUGCACAAAUAAAGGAGAUCAACUAAUACGUCUAUUCAUCUUUCUAGCGUCUAGAAAUGUACUUGCCUCAUGUUUACGUUUAAUGGGAAUCAAACCGUUGAGUGCGAUAUAACAGUGAUUAUUAUUAUUAUGAAAAACGAAUCCUUUCAUGCUUGAGUUCAUAUAUCAGUGUAUAAUACAGAUUGAUUAAACAAAAUCCAUUCUUUUUCCCUUUUCUAUGUACAAUUAUCAUCUAUUGUUUAAGACAAAUUAUUUUUGUCAAUUGUAUGUAUUUUACUGGGUGUCAUUGAACUUUUACCAAACAACUGGGGUCAACAGACUACUUAUGGUACAUUGUAGAAUUCUCAGCACAAAUUAUUUCAACAUGUUUAUUUUUCUUAUUUCUUGAUCGAUCCUUGCGAUAAAUAUUGAGUAGUUGCCAGUUAAAUGUUAGCAGUUCAGGACUCGAUAUCUGAAUAUUGUAUAUUCUUU